AUGGGGAAAGUUACGCUGAAACCGCUCGCAAACUUCGCCAAAUUUUCAGCCGAGAAAGUGCACCUAAUGUGUCAACCAUUCGAAGAGUGGUUAAAUAAUUUGAAGAAACUGGGUCAAUUAUGGAUCCUUUGCGUCAACGUACCGAUUAUUUUCGGACUACUCUAUCUGUCAAGCCUGGCUUGGAGCGAAGAGCAGGAGCCGAAGGCACAGCGAGUCGAUAAUCCUAAUCCAACUAUUGAUCGUUCCUCCCAUCACCACAUCGAAGAUCCAACUUACCAAGGCUUCUGGAAGAAAAGGUUCGUUUGGCGUCCCCGAUGGGUGAAAACGUGGCAGGAAAAGAAGGUUUACGUAGCUGUGUGGAAACGUAUGUGGGGUCCAGUAGAAGUCAAAGAGUGGGUGCCGGUGCCCAAACCACCACCAGGUUGGGUCAAGCAUAAAUCUGGCCCGUACUUUGUUAAAUUACCGCAUUAA
Molecule: messenger RNA, 471 nt
Organism: Parnassius apollo (apollo)
Lineage: Eukaryota; Metazoa; Arthropoda; Insecta; Lepidoptera; Papilionidae
Source: the annotation of a GenBank genome assembly